AUGGCGACGGCAGCGUGGUAUCACCGCGACAUCAGCCGCGUGCACGCAGAGGACUUGCUGGCGCGAGCCGGGAGGGAUGGAAGCUUCCUGGUCAGGGAUAGUGAAUCUGUGCCUGAAGCCUACGCUCUGUGCUUAUUAUUUCAACGCCACGUCCAUACGUAUCGCAUCCUCCCAGAUGGAGACGGCCUCCUCGCAGUCCAGACCACACAGGGAGUGCAGGUCAAUUGUUUCCGGACAUUGGAAGACCUGGUUAUUGGAUACCAACACCCGCACAAAGGCUUGGUCACCCCUUUGCUAUACCCGGUCCCCCGUGAUGCUGACACGGGAGACGAAAGCUCAGAUGAUGAGAAGACCCCCCAAAGUUCAGCCCCCAUCAGCUCGGUUACUUUUACUACACCUCCAGCAAAACCAGACACUCAUGCUUUAUUCCUGGAUAAAUUGCAGGAACUCAACACGUCAAGUACUGCCAGUGACGUGAUCGGACUGCUGAAUGACUACCUCUUCAGCGAGCUGCCCCUGGACAUUGAGAAUGUGCACAAAGGGGCCACGUCCCUUUGCCACCUCAAGCGGACUUUAAGUGUCGCCUGCCAGGGCCUGAACAGCGAGAUCGACUUGACUCUCUCCAGUCUGGAAACCCUGGCAAAGGUUUUCGACCACCCCAACUGCUCCUUGUCGAAAGCCAAUUCGCAGGGUCCUGAAAUGGAGAUGGAUGCCUUGCUGUGUAAGAUUUCUGCAUUGGUCAGUCUCCUUUCUUCUCUAGAGAAAAAGGUACUCAUGGCUCUCCAAGACGCGGUAACCAAUCACAAUCUGGCAGUACAACCUAACCCACCUCCUCUCGACCCGACGCCCAACAUUACUGCCAAGAACCAAGGACGUCGGCAGAUGCCAGUGCAUUCGUUUCAGGUGAAAAUGCUACGCUACGGCAGGCAGACUAUCUCUGUUGACGUGGAUGCAGGCGUCCUUCUCUUUGACAGGAAGGCCAACUCGAUGGACGUAGAGCGGGUCUCGCAUGACAGAGUCCUUCAGGUUGUCAAGUACCAGAGUAGUCAUGCCAAGGUACGCAUGGUGAUUGACAGCCACCAUAAUGCACCACGGGAGAUGAUAUUUGAGAGCACACGGAAGGGUGAUGCUUUCUGCCAACUCAUCCAGCUGAUGAAAACAAAGCAUUCCAAGCUGAGCGAACCUGAUGUCAUCUCUGUUUUUGUGGGCACCUGGAACAUGGGAGGUUCCCCUCCGCCUCGCAGCCUUCAGUCGUGGGUGACCUGCUGCGGCUUGGGGCACACGCCCGACGAGUCCACGGCGUUGCUGCCUCAUGACAUCUAUGCCUUGGGCACGCAGGAAAACCCUCAGGGCGAGAGGGAGUGGGCGGAGCAUGUUAAAGCCACCCUGCGGAGCCACACCCACAUUGACUUCAAACAGGUGGCAGUGCAGUCCCUCUGGAACAUGCGCCUGGCUGUGUUUGUCAAACCAGAGCAUGAGCGCCGAAUAAACCACGUGAGCACCGCAAGCGUCAAGACUGGCCUGGGCAACACUCUAGGGAACAAAGGAGCGGUCGGUGUGUCAUUCAACUUCAAUGGAACAUCUUUUGGCUUUGUUAACUGCCACCUGACCUCAGGAAGUGAGAAAGUUCUAAGGAGGAAUCAGAACUUUGUGGACAUCCUUCGGCUACUUUCAUUAGGUGACAAGCACCUUGGCGCCUUCGACAUCAGCUUGCGCUUCACUCACCUCUUCUGGUGCGGAGACCUCAACUACCGACUGGACCUGGACGUUCAGGACAUUCUGAAGCAUGUAUCGAAAAGAGAGUUUGAGGAACUCAUGUGUGCGGACCAGUUGACCCGAGAACGGCACAAGAGGAAAGGCUUUCUCUAUUUUAAGGAAGAGAAGAUUUCCUUUCCGCCAACCUACCGGUACGAAAGAGGAUCGAGAGACUGCUACCUGUGGCAAAAGUACAAGACUUCAGGGGUGCGAGUCAAUGUUCCCUCAUGGUGUGACAGGAUUUUGUGGAAGUCAUACCCAGACACACACCUCAUGUGCACAGCAUAUGGUUGCACAGAUGACAUUUUCACCAGUGACCACUCUCCUGUUUUCGCCACCUUCCAAGUUGGCGUGACGAAUCAUUUUAGCUCCAAAGCAGAUCCAGGUUCCGGUGUGGAGAGGGCAUGGGUUGAGCUAGAAGGCAUCGAGGCCAUUGUCAAAACAGCUAGCAAAGAAAAGUUCUUGAUUGACUUUUCCUCAUCUUGUCUAGAAGAAACUCGUCGCUCAAGUGAAAAUGAUUCUCAAAGCUGCGACGUUCCAGGCUUUCUCAAACUGGGCUGGUCCUUUAAACAGCUACCAAAGCUGCUUCCACAUCGGUCUGACAUGGAUUACCUCCAAGAUCAGCACCUGCUGUUAUCUGUCAAGUCAUGCGAUGGUUUCGAGUCAUACGGCGAGUGCUGUGUUGCUCUGCGCUCUCUUGUGGGCGCGUCUGAGCAGUUUGAGACCUUCCUGAGCCACCGAGGGGAGGAAAUCGGAUCCGUCAGAGGCCGGGUCCGCAUUCACGUGCCCAAGGACCGACGAGGAAGUCGCGAGAAGACGUACGAUUGGUUCCGGUUUGAAAAAGAUGAGAAAGCUCCCAGCAAGGGACACGUGUGUCACGCUUCUCCUCGAGUACAAAUAAACAGGUGUUUGUCAGCUCCUCCCAAGCCGAGCCCUAGCAGCUACACCAAUCCGGCCUACUUCAUCUUGGAGGACGUGUCGGUGGUCCGUGGUACGGAAGAGCUUCUGCCCCAGCGACGGGACCCUCAGGUGAUCUGGGCCGGAAACGAAGCUCUGCAGCUCCCCAAGAUCUCGGGACGGCGCGUCUUCAACGCCAGACGUCGCUCGGACUUCACCGAGAUCGAAAUUCCCGCCGUCCUUCCGCAGUACUCAUCCGCUCCUCUUCAAGCGCCUCAACCCGACUCCUCUUAUGAGCUUUUUCCAGCCAAGAAGCCUUCUCCCAUUUCUCCACCUUCUAGCAAAAGUGUCUCGCAGCGUCAGGAGUCUAAAUACCAGCCGAAAAACUCUAUUUUACCAGAUAAGAACCUGAGGAACCUGUACAUGAAUCAAUCAGCAAUUAUGCGGCAAAAAACCAAGAGGGAUCUGCAAGAGAGGACCGAUCCUCUCAGGAAAACUAAGGCCCCGCCGGUUUUCCAAUUCACCCCCAUUCCUGCUCCUUUAGAACACUGCCGGCCCACCCCUUGGGUGGCAGAACAGCAGCAGUGGCGGCAGCCCCCUGGACCAUUGGGAGACAACUCUCUCACUGCUCUACAGAUUGCCAAAUCACUCAGUGAGGUUGACUUCUUCCCUUCAAAACCGUCCUAUCCCAGCUUGAGGUCAGGCUAUGGGAACGGUCCUGUCUUGAACACGGAGCGGCGCCACAGCUGGGAGAAUGAGGUAUCUGUGCUCCAAGGUGCUCCAGAGACCGUUUGUGAGCUUCUCAGUGCACUAGGACUCCAAAAAUACACCUUGGGGCUCAGUCUUAAUGGCUGGGAUGAUCUGGAUUACUUCAGUGGCAUCACAGAAGAUGAUCUGCGCGCUGCGGGAGUUACCAACUCAUCGCACCGUCGCAGGAUUUUGGAGAACCUGCCUCGUAACUGGAACUAA
Messenger RNA from Nerophis lumbriciformis (worm pipefish), 3621 nucleotides. Lineage: Eukaryota; Metazoa; Chordata; Actinopteri; Syngnathiformes; Syngnathidae. The record is from RefSeq and is a predicted model, not a curated record.